Corylus avellana is the source of this 1154-nucleotide messenger RNA. The record is from RefSeq and is a predicted model, not a curated record. Lineage: Eukaryota; Viridiplantae; Streptophyta; Magnoliopsida; Fagales; Betulaceae.
GCUAUUAAUGGACUCGCAAAUGGAAGGAGACUCAUACCUAACCAAUCUUUUGCAUGAGGGGUCUCAGCUUGAUAAUGAGUUGAUGGGAUCUUCAAAUCUAAUGGAUCAAAUGUCUCCGUCCCCAGUUGAAAUAGAAUCUAGUGCUAGGAGACGACGGGGUAGUAACUUCACCAUAGAAGAAGAUAAUCUCCUUGUAUCGGCGUGGCUAAAUACUAAUUUGGAUUCAAUGCAAGGAAAUGAGCAAAACCAUACUACAUACUGGAGGAGAAUUUGGGAGUACUUCCAUGAGAAUAAGACCUUCAUUUCUAAACGUACGCAGCUAUCUCUAUUGAAUCGAUGGUCACUAAUUAAUAAGAGCUCAGCGAAGUUUUGUGGAUACUUGGCCGAGAUUGAAGCAAUGCAUCAAAGUGGUGUGAAUGAGCAAGACAAGAUUGCCAAGGCGAAACUUAUGUUUCACAAAUUUCAGAAAACUUCAUUUCAAUUUCAACAUUGUUGGAAUGUGUUGAGGUGCCAACCAAAAUGGAUUAAUGACAAGGUAAAAUCAAGAAAAAGACUAUUUGCAAUGACAUGUUCUCCUACUCCAGAUUCGAUAAAUAUUGGGGAAAAUGAUAUCUUCACCAAUGACUUUGUAGAUUCGGAGAGACCACUAGGCGGGAAGGUUGAAAAUGAACUAUUGAAUAAACAAAAUAGCAAAAAUAGUGUGAGUGUGGAUGUUGCAGGGAUACUAAAUGAGGUAAAUGAAGAGAAGAAAAUGGAACUUAUUGGGGAAACAUUUGUUCAAGAGCAAGAGAGACUUCGUAUUCUGCUUGAGCACGAGCAAGAGAGACUUCGAUUUAAGCAAGAAAAGCUUCGAGCGGAACAAGCGAGGAAGGAUGACAAAAUUAUGCUGAUGGAUACAAGUGGCUUGUCUAAAGUUCAAAAAGAAUAUAUUCAACAUCGCCAAAUGAAAAUCGUUGAAAGUCGAAGGAGGAAAUAGUGUUUAACUGGUCAUGUUACUAUGAAGAUAGUUCAUCUUCUUUUAAGGUAAUUGUUAAAUGAAAUUCUAUAUCUUACUUUGUUAUUGGUGUUGAACAAAUUGAAGUGAUAGUAUGAUGUGUAGGGAUUAGUUCAUCUUUGUAAAUUUUAUAUAAUAUGUCAUGUAGUUGGUGAUCAAA